Molecule: messenger RNA, 1720 nt
Organism: Salarias fasciatus (jewelled blenny)
Lineage: Eukaryota; Metazoa; Chordata; Actinopteri; Blenniiformes; Blenniidae
Product: programmed cell death protein 10
Exons: 8
Coding region: 255-887 (210 amino acids)
Biological process (GO): regulation of Golgi organization; positive regulation of MAP kinase activity
Cellular component (GO): FAR/SIP/STRIPAK complex
Molecular function (GO): protein kinase binding
Source: RefSeq, a predicted model, not a curated record
UAGCAACGGUCCGGAAGAUGUCGCACGGGCCAGUCCUAAAAAACUUCCGCCUUAAGUUGUAAAGAAAACACAGCGGCUAAAAGGCAAUCGACGGCGUAAGCAGCUCAUUUAAGAAGUCAGACCUCAGACUCGUGUCACUCUGGAGCUUGUGUGGUUUUGAGAGUGUGAGUGUGAGUGGGUGAGUGCAUGUGUGAGAGUGUGUGAGCUGCAGUUUCCUCCUCACCGUUCCAACCAGAGCUGCUCCUCCCUGGAGGAUGACAAUGGAGGAGAUGAAGAAUGAAGCGGAGACAAACUCCAUGGUAUCCAUGACGCUGUACGCCGUGAUGUACCCAGUUUUCAAUGAGCUGGAAAGGAUCAACCUAUCAGGAGCUCAGACACUGAGAGCAGCCUUCAUAAAGGCGGAGAGGGAGAACCCCGGCCUGACCCAGGACAUCAUCAUGAAGAUCCUGGAGAAGAAGAACGUGCAGAUCAACUUCACUGAAUCCCUACUGCGCAUGGCGGCCGACGAUGUGGAAGAGUUCAUGAUCGACCGACCCGAGCAGGAGUUCCAGGACCUGAACGAGAAGGCCAGGGCCCUGAAACACAUCCUCAGCAAAAUCCCCGACGAGAUCAAUGACAGAGUACGCUUCCUACAAACUAUCAAAGACAUCGCCAGCGCCAUUAAAGAGCUCCUGGACACAGUCAACAACGUCAUUAAGAAAUAUCAGUACCAGAAUCGCAGAGCCCUGGAGCACCAGAAAAAGGAGUUUGUGAAGUACUCCAAAAGUUUCAGCGACACCCUCAAAACAUACUUCAAAGACGGAAAGGCGAUAAAUGUCUUCAUCAGCGCGAACCGGCUCAUCCACCAAACCAACCUCAUACUGCAGACCUUCAAGACCGUGGCCUAGCCCCCCCCCCCUCCCCCCCCAAACCCCGACCCCUGAGAUCUCGUAGUCCCCCUCCCCGCCCCGCGGGGAGCUACUGCUAGAGCGGCGGAAGCUGGAAGAGCGCCUCAACCAUAUAUGUAAAUUAGAGUUGAUUUUAGGGUUGGGGUCCAUUUUUAUUGGAGUCGAGAUUCUAGAUUCCAGUUUCAAAAGACUGAAAAGUGCCAUUUGUUUUUUCCAAUGAGGAUUUUCCAGUCUUGAAAUGGAACUGAAUGCGCCCAAAGUCUUGGUUAAUCGAUUUUAUUUGGACAGUUUUAAUUUAUAACCCCGGUCGUGUUGGGAGGUGUUUAUUACAGACUAAUUGCCAUUUUUCUAAUAUAUUCAUGUUGAUCAUUUUACUUUUAGCUUUUCAGUCACCUGAGACCAAACUCAGUAGGAGUGAAUCUCAGUCAUCUAUACUGGUUUUCUUUUCUCGCCUCCAUUUUUUGUUUUGUUUUGUUUUUUUUUUUUUGUUUUUGUGCGUCAUUUUGCCACGGUCUGUAUGCCCAGGAUCUGACAAACGCACCUGGCUGCAGGUGAAACAGCCGCGAGGAGAGGAAUCUGUGUUGGACAUUCGAGAGGCAGACUCAGAUUUCGUUUCUCGUUCAUUAUCAGAAGACAGAAAGCCAAAUGACUUCUUCCAGCACAGCGUGCGCCUUACCAAGUCCUGUAACAUUCCCUCCUCUCAGAGCGUAACGAAGUGGAGCCAGUCCCCGCCGCUGGGGGACGCAGAGAGAGAAACGAAAAGUUCUGUAUUUAACUGAUAUCUGGUUGCAAAUGUUCAAUAAAUAGUUUCCAAAUGAUGAUGCUUUUUUAAA